This is a messenger RNA of Elgaria multicarinata webbii, 2069 nucleotides long. RefSeq names its product ubiquitin B (gene UBB). Gene Ontology annotation, molecular function: RNA binding; ubiquitin protein ligase binding; protein tag activity. The coding region runs from base 90 to 1919 and encodes 609 amino acids. Gene Ontology annotation, cellular component: cytoplasm; nucleus. Lineage: Eukaryota; Metazoa; Chordata; Lepidosauria; Squamata; Anguidae. Gene Ontology annotation, biological process: modification-dependent protein catabolic process; protein ubiquitination. The transcript is spliced from 2 exons. The record is from RefSeq and is a predicted model, not a curated record.
CGAAGCUUCGCUGAGAAGUGCGGGGAAGCUCUUUUGUCGGUGAUAAUCGAAUAUAGCCUGUUUCCGGCGCUCGUAGCAAAGCGUUAAAAAUGCAGAUCUUUGUGAAGACCUUGACCGGCAAGACCAUCACCCUGGAGGUGGAGCCAAGUGACACCAUUGAGAACGUGAAGGCUAAGAUCCAGGACAAAGAAGGCAUUCCUCCUGACCAGCAGAGGCUGAUCUUUGCCGGCAAGCAGCUGGAGGAUGGCCGCACCCUCUCUGACUACAACAUCCAGAAGGAGUCCACUUUGCACCUGGUCCUGCGUCUGAGGGGAGGCAUGCAGAUCUUUGUCAAGACCCUGACCGGCAAGACCAUCACCCUGGAGGUGGAGCCGAGUGACACUAUUGAGAACGUGAAGGCUAAGAUCCAGGACAAAGAAGGCAUUCCCCCUGACCAGCAGAGGCUGAUUUUUGCCGGCAAGCAGCUGGAAGAUGGCCGCACCCUCUCCGACUAUAACAUCCAGAAGGAGUCCACUCUCCACCUGGUCCUGCGUCUGAGGGGAGGCAUGCAGAUCUUUGUGAAGACCCUGACCGGCAAGACCAUCACCCUGGAAGUGGAGCCGAGCGACACCAUUGAGAAUGUGAAGGCUAAGAUCCAGGACAAAGAAGGCAUUCCUCCUGACCAGCAGAGGCUGAUUUUUGCCGGCAAGCAGUUGGAAGAUGGCCGCACUCUCUCCGACUACAACAUCCAGAAGGAGUCCACUCUCCACCUGGUCCUGCGUCUGAGGGGAGGCAUGCAGAUCUUUGUGAAGACCCUGACCGGCAAGACCAUCACCCUGGAAGUGGAGCCGAGCGACACCAUUGAGAAUGUGAAGGCUAAGAUCCAGGACAAAGAAGGCAUUCCUCCUGACCAGCAGAGGCUGAUUUUUGCCGGCAAGCAGUUGGAAGAUGGCCGCACUCUCUCCGACUACAACAUCCAGAAGGAGUCCACUCUCCACCUGGUCCUGCGUCUGAGGGGAGGCAUGCAGAUCUUUGUCAAGACCCUGACCGGCAAGACCAUCACCCUGGAAGUGGAGCCGAGCGACACCAUUGAGAAUGUGAAGGCUAAGAUCCAGGACAAAGAAGGCAUUCCCCCUGACCAGCAGAGGCUGAUCUUUGCCGGCAAGCAGCUGGAGGAUGGCCGCACCCUCUCCGACUACAAUAUCCAGAAGGAGUCCACUCUCCACCUGGUCCUGCGUCUGAGGGGAGGCAUGCAGAUCUUUGUGAAGACCCUGACCGGCAAGACCAUCACCCUGGAGGUGGAGCCGAGCGACACCAUUGAGAACGUGAAGGCCAAGAUCCAGGACAAAGAAGGCAUUCCCCCUGACCAGCAGAGGCUGAUCUUUGCCGGCAAGCAGCUGGAGGAUGGCCGCACCCUCUCCGACUACAAUAUCCAGAAGGAGUCCACUCUCCACCUGGUCCUGCGUCUGAGGGGAGGCAUGCAGAUCUUUGUCAAGACCCUGACCGGCAAGACCAUCACCCUGGAGGUGGAGCCGAGCGACACCAUUGAGAACGUGAAGGCUAAGAUCCAGGACAAAGAAGGCAUUCCUCCUGACCAGCAGAGGCUGAUCUUUGCCGGCAAGCAGCUGGAGGAUGGCCGCACCCUCUCCGACUACAACAUCCAGAAGGAGUCCACUUUGCACCUUGUGCUACGUCUGAGGGGAGGCAUGCAGAUCUUUGUCAAGACCCUGACCGGCAAGACCAUCACCCUCGAGGUGGAGCCGAGCGACACCAUUGAGAACGUGAAGGCCAAGAUCCAGGACAAAGAAGGCAUUCCCCCUGACCAGCAGAGGCUAAUCUUUGCCGGCAAGCAGCUGGAGGAUGGCCGCACCCUCUCCGACUACAACAUCCAGAAGGAGUCCACUCUCCACCUGGUCCUGCGUCUGAGGGGAGGCUGUUAGGUGUUAUGAACUAUGAUUUGGAAGUUGCCAAUAGCAUUUGUUUGCACUGUAGCAGUUUAAUGUCUUAAUAUUGUAGGGUAAAUGCAAGUUCCAGUAACUGCUAGACUGUUUGUUUGUGUGAAUGCUAAUAAAGUUUUCUGUUGCACAUUG